Messenger RNA from Carassius gibelio (silver crucian carp), 3444 nucleotides. RefSeq names its product endoplasmic reticulum aminopeptidase 1a (gene erap1a). The coding region runs from base 311 to 3118 and encodes 935 amino acids. The transcript is spliced from 18 exons. Gene Ontology annotation, biological process: peptide catabolic process; proteolysis. Gene Ontology annotation, molecular function: peptide binding; zinc ion binding; metalloaminopeptidase activity. Gene Ontology annotation, cellular component: cytoplasm. NCBI's taxonomy places the organism in Eukaryota, Metazoa, Chordata, Actinopteri, Cypriniformes, Cyprinidae. The record is from RefSeq and is a predicted model, not a curated record.
UAAGCGCCAGCAUGCAAUAACACAAUCUGAGAGCAAAAACGAGUCGUUUAUGAGGCAGGAAGUUAGAUAUUUUGAGUGACAGCUGCUUGCUUUCACUUUCAUUUACCGAUCGGAUAUCGUGCGCAGGUUCGUUCAAAACUUUUGUCGCCUAAAAUCAACGAUACAUUCGAUAUCUAGUAAAAUUUGAGGGUGGGUUUUUCCCUUGUGACGUGUAAAUAUCAUAAACAGUGCUCAUGCAAUGAUAUCCAAUUGACAAGGACUCAUAUCCAAAAGAAACAUACCUUUUUCUCUCCAGCUUCUGUUUUUCAUCAUGCCUUUUGCCCAGUCUUGGUGUUUAUGCUGCCUUGCAUUUGCAGUUUUAUUCUGCGCUCUUUUUGUUGGGAGCCAUGCAAUGAGUUUCAACACAGACACAGAUGCCUUGCCUUUUCCCUGGGAUAAGAUAAGACUGCCAGAAACAGUGAAACCCCAGCAUUAUAACCUCCUGAUACACCCCAACUUGACCUCCCUGACCUACACCGGAGUCGUCCAGAUUCUCAUAGAGGUGGAGCAAGACACCAGAGCCAUCAUCCUUCACAGCAAGAACCUGCAAAUCUCCAAAGCUCAGCUCUUGGGCUCCAGACAUCUUCAGGAUCUGCAAAUCAGUGAGUUCAAAGCCUAUGAACAGAUCGCACUCUUUUCUGAUGGCUUCACAUUUGAGAAGGGCAACCAUGUGGUGCAUUUGGAGUUCUACGCCAACUUAUCAGACAGUUUUCAUGGCUUUUAUAAAGGCAGAUAUACCACAAACAGCGGAGAGGUUAGGAUGUUGGCGUCUACUCAGUUUGAGCCGACACAUGCCCGAGCUGCCUUCCCUUGUUUCGACGAACCUGCAUUUAAAGCAAACUUUACCAUCCGUGUGCGCCGGGAGUCCAGGCACAUUUCCAUAUCCAACAUGCCUAAACUGAGAACUGUAGAAAUUGCCGAUGGGCUGCUCGAGGAUCAGUUUGACACGACGGUGAAGAUGAGCACCUACCUGGUAGCCUUCAUCGUCUCCGAUUUCCAGUCCAUCAGUAAAAGAAGCCAACAUGGAGUCGAGAUAUCGGUGUAUACUGUUCCCGAGAAGAUCAGUCAGGCAGAAUAUGCUCUUAACACCGCCGUCACACUGCUGGACUUUUAUGAUGAUUAUUUUGACAUCCCAUAUCCACUUCCCAAACACGAUCUUGCAGCGAUCCCAGAUUUCCAGUCAGGUGCUAUGGAGAACUGGGGCUUGUCGACAUACAGAGAGUCCGGUUUGCUCUUUGACCCUGAGAAAUCUUCUUCCUCGGACAAACUGGGAAUCACCAAAGUCAUUGCCCAUGAACUUGCCCAUCAGUGGUUUGGAAACCUGGUCACGAUGCAGUGGUGGAACGACCUGUGGUUAAACGAGGGCUUUGCCAAGUUCAUGGAGUAUGUGUCUGUCAACAUCACCCACCCCGAGCUGCAAGUGGAUGAUUAUUUCCUGGAGAAGUGCUUCACUGCUAUGUCGGUGGACUCUUUAACCUCCUCGCACCCCAUUUCCACUCCAGUGGAGAAUCCUGCGGAGAUCAGCGAGAUGUUUGAUGACGUUUCAUACCGGAAGGGUGCAUGUAUCCUGAACAUGUUGAGGGAUUUCCUGACGCCAGAGGCUUUCAAGUACGGUAUUAUACACUACCUGAAGACACACAGCUACCAGAACACAGUGAACGCUCACCUCUGGGAAAGUCUUACCAAUAUCUGCACUUCUGAUGAAUCGGAUUCAGGGAGACUAAAACUUGAUGGAUUCUGUUCCCAAAACAGGGCUAAAUCUCCAGCCUCUAAAUGGUUCAUGGAGGACAGUGUUGAUGUUCGUGCCAUUAUGGACACCUGGACUCUGCAGGAGGGCUUUCCUUUAAUCACUGUGGAGGUCAAAGGUCAAGAGGUCACCCUCAAACAGGAGCGCUUCCUUAGAGAAGCAAACUCUUCAAAUACUUCAAGGACAUCGAGCUUCCUGUGGCAGGUUCCUCUGACUUACAUCACCAGUCACAGUAGUGCAGUGCAGCGUUUCUUGCUGAAAAGUGAAAAAGAUGUGUUGUACCUGCCAGAGAAGGUGGACUGGAUUAAAUUUAACGUGGACCUGCGGGGGUAUUAUAUUGUACAUUAUGAGUCAGGAGGCUGGGACGCUUUGAUCAACCAACUCCAGCAGAACCACCGUGUGUUCAGCAGCAACGACAGAGCCAGUCUGAUCCACGACAUCUUUCAGCUGGUCAGCAUUGAGAAACUCCCUCUGGACAAAGCUCUGAAUCUGAGUUUGUACCUCAGUAAAGAGUCUGAGAUCAUGCCGGUGACGCAGGGCUUUAAUGAGCUGGUGCCGCUCUACAAACUCAUGGAGAAGAGAAACAUGGAGGAACUGGAGAACCAGCUGAAGGGUCAUUUAGUGAAGUUAUUCAAGACGCUGAUUGACCGCCAGAGCUGGUCUGAUGAAGGGUCUGUGUCCGAGCGGAUGCUGAGGAAUUAUCUGCUGUUGUUCGCCUGCGUCCGUCGUUACCCGUCCUGCGUCAGCACCGCCACUCACCUCUUCCAGCAGUGGAGAGAAUCCGAUGGCAAAAUGUGGUUGCCUACUGACAUCAGUUUGGUGGUCUACACUGAAGGGGCACGUACAGACGAAGGCUGGGACUUCCUGUUAGAGAAAUACAAGAGAUCCGUCUCACCAUCAGAGAAGUGGAUGAUUAAAGCCGCCCUCUCUUACACUCCAUUGACUCACAAGCUUCAGUGGCUUUUGGAAAGAAGCAUUGAAGGAGAGAUCAUGAAAACUCAAGACCUGCCAUCAAUGGUCAUCACUGUCAGUAAAAACCCAAAAGGUUUCAAACUCGCCUGGGACUUCUUGAAAUCCAACUGGGGGAAACUUGUGAAAAAGUUCGAUCUCGGUUCGUCUGCAAUAUCUCGCAUGGCGGUCGGUGUGACCGAUCAGUAUUCCACCAAAGAAAUGCUCGAUGAGGUUCAGUCUUUCUUCGGAUCACUAGCGGAGGAUCAGGGCUCUGGGCUCCGCAGCAUUCAACAGGCCCUGCAAAAAAUCCAGCAGAACAUCCGCUGGAUGGACAGGAACGUGCCACUCCUGAAAGCCUGGCUGGACAGAAACAGUCUGUGAUUGAGUCCUGACAAACUCUUGAGACGCUUGAAAGUGUGUCUAACAGGGUGUGCAACUCAAGACUGCACCUAGUUUCACCUUGGGUACGGCACUUAACAAGGACCAUAACACUGGAAGAAACCAGCUCUGAUAUGAUCACACAGAACAUGAACGGUUUUGAAAUGGCUGCAAUAAAAAAAAAAAAGUAGUGUUUAAAUAAGUUUGAAAAUAUCAAUGCUAAAUGUCAACUCAAUGAAACCAGCAAUGCACUGAAAUGAGUUUUUACUGAAACACACACACACAAAAUGUGUUCAAUCAAGAAAAUAAAAAUCUAAACCAAAACAAAA